Messenger RNA from Linum trigynum, 1679 nucleotides. The record is from the annotation of a GenBank genome assembly. NCBI's taxonomy places the organism in Eukaryota, Viridiplantae, Streptophyta, Magnoliopsida, Malpighiales, Linaceae.
GUCCAGCGCUCCCCCCGUAGAGUUCCCAGGUUUGCUUUCUUCCGCUCUUAUCAUUUCCCCUGCUUUCCCUGUGAUUUCCCCGUGUUUGGUUUCCGAGAAACUAGACGAUAAUGAAGGCAAACUCACUUCUCCCCUUGUUCUGAGUUUUGGGUUUCCUCUGGGAAUUUUCAGUACCUUGAAACCUGUACUCUACUGACAGAAAGAACUAAACUUUAACAUAGUAAUCCAUUUUCAUUAAUGCUCUUAUACUGUAGGAUUCUCGCUGAGUCAAAUGAAUAGCUUUUUUUCAGCAGAAGAAUUAGAGCAUGAAUUAAGUCCAGGGUUUAGGGUUUUGAGCACCACUUGUUGUCCUGAUUCUUCCCCUGUUUCAGUUUUGGAAUAUUGACCUGUAUUUUAGGAGCUUUUAUUGGGAAUCUGGAAACUGGAAUCGCAGCUUAUUUGCUUUUUUUGCGUGAACCAUUGAAUCUCUAUAUGCUUUCUGUUACCGCAUAUUUUUGCUUCUACUAUCUGAGUUGUUUUUUUCUUAACAGUGAGUUAAGUGGAUCAGACUUAGUUGCUCAGUAUAUCUACUUGUUCAAGCCGCAGAAAGCAUAUCUUUGAACAAACUUAACGUAGAAGACGGGGCUUUUUGGUGAACUUAGUAUUACAACUUGAAGGAAGGAGUAGUAGUCUUCUCCCAUGAAUUCCAUCACACUACACUCCUCACUGGUUCUCCAGCCACCUUCAUUCUUCUUCUCUUGCCGUAGCCAACUAAAACCUCUAUCCAUUCUCUCUUCAACUGAGAUCCGCCGUUUCCAUGCCAUCCCUCGGCUGUCCAUCUCGCCUUCAUCGACUCCUAAGACCCCCUUUCUCUGUUGUCAUUCAUCAUCAAUCGGUGCAGCAAUUCCUUCUGAGGAAGGAGCCAUACCCGUGCUGACCUUCGAAGAUUUCGUCGAGAAAGACUGGUCCUUUCUCGAUUCAGAAGAUGUACAUCAAAACAACACCCGGAUAAUCUCUGCAGGGGGAAUCACCGAGACGUCAAAGGUUUUGGUUUCGAUGAGUUCGGAAGAAUUUGUGGAUCAACUGGUUGAUACAUCCCCUUGUGGUUUUCUGCUUCUUGUCCAUGAAUCACUCUUCACAUUGGCUCUUGUGAAAGAGAAGUAUGACGACAGGGUGAAAUGCUGGCAAGGGGAACUGAUACAUCUUCCAGACAAAUGGGCUUCCCUCGAUGUUGUCUUCCUCUAUUUCUUGCCAGCAUUGCCGUCUAAGCUUGAGCAAGUUCUUGGGAAACUUGCCCGACAUUGCUCACCUGGUGCGAGAGUGGUGAUUAGCCAUCCACAAGGGAGGGAAAAGCUGGAGCAGCAAAGGGGAGAGUAUCAAGAGCUUAUAGUUUCAGAGCUGCCCGAUGAGAUGUCUUUGCAGAAGGCUGCAGCUCUGCAAUCGUUCGAGGUUGUGGAGUUUGUGGAUGAGCCAGGGUUCUAUCUUGCUGUUCUGCAAUUUGCUGGCUCGACGGAGUCAUAGCUGCAAAGUGCAGUAGCUUUGUUGUAUUCUUUCUCUUUUUCUUAGUUUCCCUCACUGAUUUCAGUGUGAUGUUGGUUUAGCGAGUGGAAAUGAUCCCAUAUUUGUUGUCAAUACUAAAUUUUGAUCCAUAUUUUGGAUGGUUUAAUAGUUAAUACCAAGGAUAAAGCAUCAUUUUCAAC